UUGCUGAACACCAGAGAUUUUUCAGAGAUGAUGAGGAUGAUGCUCAGAAUUGCUCUCUGCACUGAAAUGGACUUGUUUUCAUUUACAAACUCGGAUAACCGCGCCUGACAACUUUUUCCACAAUUAACUAAGGACGCUGAAAAAAUGGCUAAACUGUUUCCUGAUACUCUUGUGUUAAUUUUGAGUUUGUUAAACAUUUUCACCGUGGGAGACCUGCACUCAUUUCAAGACUUGUCUGAUGAUCCGAACAAUAUUUUACAUCAGCAGACAGAAGCAGAGCUCAUUUCAGCUUCACACACACACACAAGAUCCAAGCGCUGCACCUGCUACUCCUUUAAGGACAGGGAAUGUGUUUAUUACUGUCACUUGGGCAUCAUCUGGAUCAACACCCCACAACGCACAGUUCCCUAUGGCAUGUCAAGUUACCGCAGCCCUCAGCGACUGAGACGCUCCACUGGGACAGUAGCGGUGGCGCUUCAUCGCUGCACAUGUGCUGACCACAAGGAUGCCCAGUGCUACAACUUCUGUGAUGCAAGAACACAGAAUGUGCCAGAGAGAAGAUUGCGAGGACGUACACCUGGGUAAAAGCGCUGGCUUCUCGUCCCAUCAUGAGCCUCUGUAUAGGACUAAUGAUCAGCAUCAAACCGGGCACCUAACUUGGUACAGGUUUUGGAUUUUUACCAGAUGUGGAGCAAAACAUACCCUGCAUUCCUCUACGUGUUAUAGUUCCUGGAACACCCUUUCCUCAUCUGGUCCACGGUAACAAGUGAAUUCUUUAGACAACUCUGCAGAUUUCGGAAGGAUGUCUGUGUGGCACCCACAUGUUUGCUCUCAUUAUGUCCACUUGUUUCAGUGUUUCACACUGACUUUACAUCUACAUUUAAUGCACAUACUCAGUGGACAUCCUUUGGGAAUUUAGGAGUCUUGGAAGUAGACCUGACACUCAUCAUUAUCUCCACUUUGUGGGCAUAAUUUCAGAGAAAGCACAUCGAGGGAUUACUGUGUGAGGAUGGAGAUGAAGUAGGUCUUAAAUUUGUACAUGUACUGAGGCUUCUUCACUCUCCCCGAUAGUGGAAAAUGAAACACUUAAGAUUGUUAUUGUGGAUGAACUCAACUCGUCUUCUGAGAGAAAGAUUAACUGCCACAAUUUAUAACCUCUAGAUAAUAUCCUAUACAUUUUUACUCAUUUUAUCCCGUCUCCACAACAACUUAUACUAACAACUUAUACUUAUUCAACUAUACUAAACUAUGACCUGAGAGUUUAAUUUAUUUAUGUUUAGGUACCAAAACGCUUUAUUCACCAAAUCAUUUAACCCUCUGCUAUUGUUCAUCAAGGAGUCAUACUUGUGUUGUGAUGUGACCGAACAUCUGAAAUAACAUAUUUUUGUUUAAUAUUUUUCCUUUUGUAUUUUGAGAGGAUGUUAUGUUCCUAAUUAAUAUAAAUGCAAAUUGUAC
Molecule: messenger RNA, 1455 nt
Organism: Pimephales promelas (fathead minnow)
Lineage: Eukaryota; Metazoa; Chordata; Actinopteri; Cypriniformes; Leuciscidae
Gene: edn3b
Product: endothelin 3b
Biological process (GO): vein smooth muscle contraction; regulation of vasoconstriction; regulation of systemic arterial blood pressure by endothelin
Cellular component (GO): extracellular region
Molecular function (GO): hormone activity; endothelin B receptor binding
Source: RefSeq, a predicted model, not a curated record